ACCAACUGGUCACACCAUCUCCUAGAGACACACACACAAUUCGACACCACCGGAAAGCCGAAAGGCUUGUUAUGGACGACAUUGACAGUGAACGACCCACAAGGAGAGACAGAUCCGGCUCAAGCAUACGGCUAAUCUACGUUUUAACAGCGACCCUCAUUAUCACGGGUAUCUGCUGGAGGAUUCAUGUAUCACAGAUUCGUCAGUCUAUGGAAACCUGCCACCGAAACUACCAUGAGUUAAACUCAACCCUUCAAUCCAAGCUUUUUGCGCACAACUCUAAUCUGUCCGACCUUAAGCAAAUGCACAGCGAUCUCCGUCACCAUUUCUGUGAAUUAUUGACCAGCAGGAGAGAACAAACGUGUUGCAAGGACUGGAUCACAAAUAAAGACCGGUGUUAUUUCGUUUCCACGUUUGAAACAUCUUUCCGCAGAGCGAUGCAAGAAUGUUCAAACCGUGAUUCAAGGCUGUUGGAAAUCAAUUCAAGGGAUGAAGCGAGCUUUGUAUCCCACAAUCUUCUGGACAGCAAACCUGUUUACUGGAUUGGAAAGUGCGAAAACGGGAAUGUGCACCGGAGUCUCCUGUUCAAGGCGUCCUCCGGAACGCGCGUCUGCAGACAGUGCGGAAGCAGUAACACUUGUGAUGGUGACUGGCGAUUCAUCUGUGAGAGGUCGGCCCCAGUGUUCCCGGAUAUUCCUGAAAAGAUCCAGCGUCUUUGCCAACAGCCAGUGGCGUCGACAUGA
Molecule: messenger RNA, 743 nt
Organism: Hypanus sabinus (Atlantic stingray)
Lineage: Eukaryota; Metazoa; Chordata; Chondrichthyes; Myliobatiformes; Dasyatidae
Product: oxidized low-density lipoprotein receptor 1-like
Exons: 6
Coding region: 72-743 (223 amino acids)
Source: RefSeq, a predicted model, not a curated record